Molecule: messenger RNA, 2944 nt
Organism: Nannospalax galili (Upper Galilee mountains blind mole rat)
Lineage: Eukaryota; Metazoa; Chordata; Mammalia; Rodentia; Spalacidae
Gene: CUNH3orf38
Product: chromosome unknown C3orf38 homolog
Exons: 3
Coding region: 399-1433 (344 amino acids)
Source: RefSeq, a predicted model, not a curated record
UCAGGAGAUCGCCAGCCUCCGGCGCCUCCCCUCCGCCUUCAAACAUCCACGCCUGCGCACGAUCUGCGCGGAGGCACUCUUUCACAGGGCGUCCAGAAGGAUUUAUUUCUAACCCGCCGUCCCGAGGUAGGUGGAGGCUCAAGACUCUUCCUUUAAGACAGAGCCGCGGAACUCUGCUCCGAGUCAGCCCGGAACCACAAAUCGGGAGCACUGCGUUUCCUUGCAGCGACUUCCUCCGCAGCGACUACUUCCGCUCAGGGGCCUGGAAUGUCUGAAACCCUUCCGUACUAGCGACUGGAAAGGCGCUUCCGGUGUCUGUUGCCAAGGCGCCAGCCGGCCCGCGGGCCGAGAGGGUGACACUGUUGGCAUCGUCCUCUGACCCCUGGCCUGGGGGCGACAUGUCGGGGCUCAGCCACGAAGAGAUGGAGGGCUGCCGUAACCUGCUCGGCCUGCUGGACAAUGACGAGAUCAUGGCCCUGUGCGACACAGUCACCAACCGCCUGGUGCAGCCUGAGGACCGACAAGAUGCUAUUCAUGCAAUAUUAGUGUAUAGCCAAAGUGUAGAAGAACUUCUGAGGCGCAAAAAAGUCCACCGAGAAGUCAUAUUUAAGUACUUGGCAGCACAGGGGGUUGUUUUACCUCCAACUACUGAAAAACACAAUCUUAUUCAGCAUGCAAAAGAUUACUGGGAAAAACAGUCACCAAAACUGGAGGAAACACCAGAGCCAGUUACAAAGACAGAGGAUAUCCAACUCUUUCAACAGCAGGCAAAAGAAGAUAAAAAAGCUGAAAAAGUUGAUUUUCGUCGUCUAGGAAAAGAAUUCUGUCACUGGUUCUUUGAACUUCUUAAUUCUCAGAACCCUUUUCUGGGACCACCUCAAGAUGAGUGGGGGCCACAGCACUUCUGGCAUGAUGUCAAGCUUAGGUUUUAUUACAACACCUCAGAACAAAACGUGCUAGACUACCAUGGAGCAGAAAUUGUGAGCCUUCGUUUGCUGUCUCUAGUGAAAGAAGAAUUUCUUUUUCUCAACCCCAACCUUGAUUCCCAUGGCCUAAAGUGUGCUUCUUCUCCCCAUGGAUUAGUUAUGGUUGGAGUUGCAGGGACUGUUCACCGAGGAAAUGCUUGUUUGGGCAUAUUUGAACAAAUUUUUGGACUUAUCCGCUGUCCUUUUUUGGAAAAUACAUGGAAAAUCAAAUUUAUCAACUUGAGAAUUGUUGGAGAAAGUUCCCUUGCUCCUGGAAGGUCACUGAGACCAGCUGUUAGGUUUGAACAGAGUGAUCUGGAGGCCUUUUAUAAUAUCAUCACUUUGUGUGAUAACAGUGAAGUAAGACAGGCAUUGGAUAGUGGAACUGGAGACCAGGUUUUAUGUAGUGGAGAGGAGACACUGUUGAACAAAAGAGAACUGAAUUUGCCUAGCCCUCUAAGGCAUUGAACACAAUGCCAACCUAAAAUAUCUGCAGAACUCUUCCAAACACAACACUAGUAAUUUCUAAGUGGUUUCAGGUGGGAGGAUUGACACAUUUUAGCUGAAAUACCUUUCUGGACUGCAGACUAAUGUGAAUACUUGCCUAUUUCUACUUGAGUUGCAGCAAAUUUUCUGAGAACUUAUAGCAGUACAUCAAAUAAAUCCCACUUUAGAUGUUGUAGAUAAUUGUGUGCCUUAGAAACCAGGUAAUAUUUUCAUUUUAUUUAGUGAGUAUUCUUCUAAUAUCUGUACUUUCCAUGUGGCAAGGGUUAAUAAUGUUCAUGGCUUAUUGGAUAUUUUACAAAUGCAUCUCACUGAAGUAUUGUUUCCAAAAAAAUCAAAUAUUUUAGAGAUGUUUAAUGUAAACAUAAUAGUCUUAAUUAUAUAAAACGCAAAUAACAUAUGAGGAAAAAUCUAAUAACUUGGCCUUGGGAGAAAAAAUUUGCUGUCUCUUUUUUUAGAACUGAUUUUUAAAUUUCUCUGUUCUAGUCCAAGCAAAUACCUCAAAGUCUGCAACUUUUCUGAAUUAUUUUGGGCAAUAAUAAUUGCUGCUCUCAAAAUAGACAUUAUUACUUAGACUUCAGCUGACAGGUUUAUAGAACAUUUAUUAAAACAUACUAUAAGUGAAAAAUAUACUGCUAAAAUUUUAAAGAUAUGCUCAAUUCCUAGUGAACAAGUUGCUGUUAUUCCUCUUGAUUGAUCUUGGCAGAAGUGGCUCCUCCCAAACAACAACAAAGCCAUAUCUAACACAACAUGGCUAUGCAAGUAUGUGCGUAUAACCUAGCACCCCAACUUAAAGUUUUCACCUCAACUUUGGGUUACUAGGUUUGACUUACAAAGCUGACUUACCAGAUUAUUUAGUUGCUUCAAAUUCCUUAUCACCUAGCAACUGUUUGCUGAUCCUGGAUGUGAUUAGAAAUUUCAGUUUAUAAAAAGUACCAUUUGGAAAAAAAUUCUGGAAAAUGUCAUGAUGUAUUGUGUAUGCUAAAUUUUGCAUUUAACUCUGCUUGUGAUUAUCUAGGAAGAUUGAUUAUGGAUAUUGGAAGCAAGAAGUAAACAUGGAUCUUUUUUUUUCACCACACAAUGACAAAUCUUUAUUCGUCCUUGGGGUCUGGAGAAAGCCAAGCUCGCUGGUGCUUCUCUUAAAUAUGCAGUCAUCUUGAGCUUCUGCCCGUUCUCUCUCAAUCCGUUUCAGUUCAUCCAGUCUCUUCUUUUCCUCCACUGCCACCCUCCUCUCCUCUUCAGCCCAGGGUUUUAGGUAACUGUAGCGCUUGGCUUCAUAGGCCAUGCCGAGGAGGACCAGGGUGGAGGACCAGGGCGGAGUAUCAGCUGAGCUUCAUGAGCUGAGAGACCUGCACUGGGGGAGCCAUCUUUGAUCUUUUUUUUUUUUUUUUAAUGGCAUGUCUCUUAUGAAGAGUUUAAAUCAAUAUGUUCCAAAACAAGAACUUAAUAAAGGAGGGAAAUCCCUUUUGUCUGUG